AACAAAAUUCCCCUUUCUUCAUGCAAAAACCCAUUUCACUCUCCCACCAUCUCACUCUCUCUCUCUCUCUCUCUGGUCAUCAGAGUCUCGGAAGAGAGUGAAAGCGACAGCGGAAGAGGAAAACGGCGCCGUUUGCGAGGGGUUUUCAGGGCUUAUUCUAGGAUUUUGGAGUUGAACCCCCGGUUUCAGAGUACGGAGGAAUCGAAAAAUUGUGGUUCCAGUUAGGGUUUUUUUUUCCGGCCUGCAUCGUAGCUCCAAGUACGAUCAGACCCGAAGACUCUGUUUCUUAAAGGAAAUGGAGGAGGUCUCGACCUCGAAUAUUUUGGAUGGGGAGAUCGUUGGAAUCAAAUUUGGUUUAGCAACUCAUCAAGAAAUUUGUACAGCAUCUAUUAGCGAUUGCUCUAUCAGCCAUGCAAGCCAGCUUUCCAACCCAUUCCUUGGCCUGCCCCUUGAGUUUGGAAAGUGUGAAUCUUGUGGCACUUCCGAACCUGGGAAAUGUGAAGGUCAUUUUGGGUAUAUUGAGUUACCAGUACCAAUAUUUCAUCCCAAUCAUGUUAGCGAAUUGAAGCGGAUGCUGAGCUUAUUGUGCUUGAAAUGCUUGAAAAUGAAAAAGAACAAGUUUCCAACCAAGAAUGCUGGCUUAGCAGAAAGAAUGUUAGCUUCAUGUUGUGAGGAUGCUGCACAAGUGUGUAUUGGAGAGACUAAACCAACAGAUAGCUCUUGUUCCUUGCAAUUGAAGCGACCUUCUAAAUCAAGAACACCACCUGGUUUUUGGAAUUUCCUCGAACGAUAUGGUUUUCGUUAUGGCGAUGAUCAUAUACGUACUUUGCUUCCUUGUGAGGUGAUGGAGAUGCUAAAGCGUAUCCCUCAAGACACCAGGAAGAAACUUAAUGCAAGAGGGUAUUUUCCUCAAGAUGGAUACAUCUUGCGUCAUAUACCUGUCCCUCCAAACUGUUUAUCUGUUCCUGAAAUUUCGGAUGGUGUUAGUGUUAUGUCUGCAGAUCCUUCAAUUUCAAUGCUCAGAAAAGUUCUAAAGCAAAUUGAAGUCAUAAGAAGUUCAAGGUCAGGCAUCCCAAACUUUGAAUCACAAAUUGUUGAAGCUAAUGAACUUCAAGCCAUAGUGGAUCAGUAUCUUCAAGUUAGGGGUACUGGGAAGGCAUCACGGGAUAUAGAUGCAAGGUUUGGGGUAAACAAGGAGCUGAAUGCCUCUUCCACUAAAGCAUGGCUUGAAAAAAUGAGAACACUGUUCAUUAGAAAGGGUUCAGGAUUCUCUUCUCGCUCAGUAAUCACUGGGGAUGCCUUUAGAAGGGUAAAUGAAGUUGGCAUCCCCUAUGAAAUUGCUCAAAGAAUCACCUUCGAGGAGAGGGUUAAUGAUCAUAACAUUAGGUACUUACAACAGUUGGUAGAUAGCAAGUUGUGCCUAACCUAUAGGGAUGGAUCAUCAACUUACUCACUUAGGGAAGGUUCAAAGGGGCACACUUUUUUGAGGCCUGGUCAAGUGGUGCAUCGGAGGAUUAUGGAUGGGGACCUUGUAUUUGUAAACAGGCCCCCAACUACCCAUAAACAUUCCCUACAAGCACUACAAGUGUAUGUGCAUGAUGACCAUGUGGUGAAAAUAAAUCCUUUGAUAUGUGGGCCACUAAGUGCUGACUUUGAUGGUGAUUGCAUCCAUUUGUUCUAUCCGCAAUCACUUGCUGCAAAAGCAGAAGUUUUGGAGCUUUUUUCAGUGGAGAAGCAGCUGCUUAGCUCUCAUAGUGGAAAACCAAAUCUGCAAAUGGCCACUGAUUCACUAUUGUCAUUGAGGAUGAUGUUUAAGAACUUUUUUUUGGAUAAAUCAGCAGCUCAGCAACUGGCCAUGUUUGCUUCAUCUUUGUUGCCACGACCUGCAUUAUUGAAAGCAAAUGCUGCUUGCUCAUAUUGGACUGCUUUGCAGAUAUUACAGACUGCAUUGCCUCUUGACUUUGACUACUGUGGGGAAAAGUACUUAGUCAAUAAAAGUGAGAUACUGAAAAUUGAGUUCAGUACAAGUGCAGUUUCAGCGGUGAUGAAUGACAUUGCUACUUCAGUUUUUUUUGAGAAAGGGGGCGAGGAUGUCCUUAAAUUCUUUGAUUCUCUACAGCCCUUGCUGAUGGAGAAUAUAUUUUCAGAAGGGUUCAGUGUUGGCUUGGAGGAUUUUUACAUGUCAAAGACAUCCAUACAAGAUAUUAAGGAGAAUAUUCAGGGUACUUCAGAUUUGUUGUAUCAUCUGAGGUCAACCUACAAUGAAUUUGUAGAGUUUCAGCUAGAGAGUCGAAUCAAAAGCUUGAAAGUACCAGUUUCAAAUUUUAUCUUGGAGUCAUCUGCAUUCGGUGAUUUAAUCGACACCAAGAGUGAUUCGGCAAUCAACAAAGUUGUGCAACAAAUUGGGUUCCUAGGCCUACAACUCUCUGAUAAGGGAAGAUUCUACUCAAAGACAUUGGUUGAGGAUGUGGCCUCUCUCUGUCACAACAAAUAUUCUUUUAACUCGGAGUAUCCCUCUGCAGAAUAUGGCCUAGUUCAAAGUUGUUUCUUCCAUGGGUUAGAUCCAUACGAGGAAAUAGUUCACUCCAUUGCUACACGAGAGGUGAUUGUUCGGUCCUCAAGAGGAUUGACUGAACCUGGGACCUUAUUUAAAAAUUUAAUGGCCAUUCUUCGUGAUGUGGUUAUUUGCUAUGAUGGCACAGUCAGAAAUGUUUGUAGCAAUUCAGUUAUCCAAUUUGAGUAUGGAGUCAAUGCUGGAUCUAGGCCCCCGAAUCUUUUCCCUGCUGGUGAACCUGUUGGCGUGUUAGCUGCCACUGCAAUGUCAAAUCCUGCGUACAAGGCAGUUCUUGAUUCUACCCCAAGCAGCAACUCUUCAUGGGAGCUGAUGAAGGAAAUUCUACUUUGCAAAGUAAAUUUUAAGAAUGAGCUCAUUGAUCGCCGUGUAAUUUUGUACUUGAAUAACUGUGGUUGUGGAAGAAAGUACUGCCGAGAACGUGCAGCAUGUUUGGUUAAGAAUCAGUUGAAGAAAGUCAGUCUUAAAGAUACUGCAGUCGAAUUCAUGAUUGAAUAUAGCAAUCAGCUUUCUAGUUUGGGAAGUAUGGUAAAUGAUGCAGGCCUAGUUGGCCAUAUUCAUCUCAAUGAGGAGCUGUUACGGGAGUUAAAUGUUGGUGUAGACGAGAUUCAACAAAAAUGCCAAGAAACUGUUAAUUCAUUUCGGAGGAAGAGAGUUGGGAAGAAGAAGUUCAACAUUGGCUAUCUUUUCAAAAAUACAGUUUUGUUUGCCAGUGAGCAUUGCUCUUUUCAUCAUUCCUGUGCAGACAAAGGAUCUGACUCCCCGUGCUUGAUGUUCUUCCUUCAAGCUACUGAAGAGUUGGAAACCACUUCGCAAUACUAUGCUGAUUUGAUUUGCCCUGUGCUUUUAGAAACAAUAAUAAAAGGUGACCCACGGAUUACCUCAGCAAAUAUAAUUUGGAUUGAUCCCGAUACAACAACUUGGAUUAGAAGUCCAAAUAAUUCUCAAAAGGGUGAAUGGGCCUUGGAUGUUGUUCUGGAGAGAUCUGUUGUCAAGCAAAGCGGUGAUGCAUGGAGAAUCGUUCUCGAUUCUUGCCUCCCUGUGCUUCACCUAAUUGACACCAGGCGUUCCAUCCCGUAUGCUAUCAAACAGAUUCAAGAACUAUUGGGAGUGUCUUGUGCUUUUGAUCAAGCAGUUCAGCGCCUCGCGACAGCUGUUACAAUGGUGGCAAAAGGUGUCCUGAAAGAGCAUCUUAUCCUCCUGGCGAAUAGCAUGACAUGUGCUGGAAAUUUUGUUGGCUUCAAUUCUAGUGGAUAUAAAGCACUAUCUCGAGCAUUGAAUAUUCAAGUACCAUUUACAGAAGCAACACUUUUUACACCAAGAAGGUGCUUUGAGAGAGCAGCUGAAAAGUGCCACAUGGAUUCUUUGUCAAGCAUAGUUGCAUCAUGUUCAUGGGGUAAACAUGUUGCUGUUGGUACUGGCUCCAGGUUUGAUAUCCUCUGGGACACAAGAGAGGGAGGAUUGAAUCAAGAGGGUGGACUAGAUGUUUUCAACUUUCUGCAUAUGGUGAGCACAGCAAAUGGAGAAGAAGCAACUACAGGAGCACUGGGGGCAGAAGUUGAUGAUCUUAUGGUGGUAGAUGAAUUAGCAGAUUCCUGCUUGUCGCCAGAACUUGACUCUGGUUUAGAUAAGCCCGUCUUUGAAGAUAUUAUAGAAUUUGAGGAAUCAGAAACUCUUCCUGGAAAGUCAAGUUGGGAAAAAGAUUCCUCUGUAUGGGGGACAAAUCGUACAAGAGAAGAUGCCACAUCAUCGUGGGAUAAAAAUGAUACAUCAUCGUGGGAUAAAACUCCAGCCAAAGAACCUGCCACAUCUACAUGGGGGAUAGGCAAGGCAGCAGAAGUUACUACUCCUGCAUGGAGGGCAAAUACUGCUGGAGAAGCUUCCACAUCUGCCUGGGGGGAAACUGGAGAGCCUACCACUUCUGCCUGGGGGGCAAGUAAGGGAGGUGAAAAUGAUUGGAGUGGUAGAGUGGCAGAGAAAGUUGCACCAAUAGACCUCCAGCCGACAAUAAAAGCCGUAGAUGAAAAGGACAAUGGAUGGGGUGCUGUUUCUCCUAGGGAAACAGAAACAGGGAAUGACAAUGCUUGGUCUAGUGGGCAACAGAAAAAGUCUUCUGAAAUUUCGACCAGUUCUUGGGGGCAGAAAAAUCCUCCUGAGACAGAAACUCAACCUUGGGGUGCUGUUUCUUCUGGGGAAACAGAAACAGGGAAUGACAAUGCUUGGUCCAGUGGGCAACAGAAAAAAUCUUCUGAAAUUUCUACCAGUUCUUGGGGGCAGAAAAAUGCUUGGUCUAGUGGGCAACAGAAAAAGUCUUCUGAAAUUUCGACCAGUUCUUGGGGGCAGAAAAAUCCUCCUGAGACAGAAACUCAACCUUGGGGUGCUGUUUCUUCUGGGGAAACAGAAACAGGGAAUGCCAAUGCUUGGUCUAGUGGGCAGCAGAAAAAGUCUUCUGAAAUUUCGACCAGUUCUUGGGGGCAGAAAAAUCCUCCUGAGACAGAAACUCAACCUUGGGGUGCUGUUUCUUAUGGGGAAACAGAAACAGGGAAUGACAAGGCUUGGUCUAGUGGGCAACAGAAAAAGUCUUCUGAAAUUUCGACCAGUUCUUGGGGGCAGAAAAAUCCUCCUGUGAUAGAAACUCAACCUUGGGGUGCUGUUUCAUCUGGGGAAACAGAAUCAGGGAAUGACAAUGCUUGGUCUAGUGGGCAACAGAAAAAAUCUUCCGAAAUUUCUACCAGUUCUUGGGGGCAGAAAAAUCCUCCUGAGACAGAAACUCAACCUGCGAGCUUGUCUGGGUGGGAUUCACCUAGUGGAGAUGGUAAUACUGGUGAAAGACAUCACCAAUGGGGGCAGAACAAGAAAAGUCGUUUUGAAGGUUCAAAGAGUUGGGUUUCUAGUCCCGGGGAGUGGAAGAAUAAGAACCGUCCUGCCAAACCACCUGGUAUGGUGAAUGAUAACUCUAGUGUGGUUGGACUCUAUACUGCAACAAGACAAAGAUUGGAUAUGUUCCCUAGCGAGGAGCAAGACGUUCUUUCUAAAAUUGAACCUGUUAUGCGCUCUAUCCGAAGAAUAAUGCAUCAAUCUGGGUACAAUGAUGGGGAUCCACUGUCAGCUGACGACCAGUCAUUUAUACUUGAUAAUGUUCUCAAUUACCACCCGGAUAAAGCUGUUAAAAUGGGUUCUGGAAUUGGUCAUCUCACAGUUGAUAGGCACGGCAGUUUCCAGGACAGCAGAUGCUUUUUUGUUGUGACAACAGAUGGUCACAAGGAAGAUUUUUCAUAUCGAAAAUGCCUGGAGAAUUACAUUAAGGAAAAGUAUGCUGAUGUUGCGGAAACAUUCAUAGGCAAGUAUUUUACUAGGAGAGGAGGGAAUCGGGAGCGAAACCCCACUCCAAGUCAAUAUCCCAUUCCAGAACAGACUCCAUGUCAAACUCCCAUUGCAGAGCAAACUAUAAGUCAAACUCCCAUUGCAGAGCAAACUCUAAGUCAAACCCCCAUUUCAGAGCAAACUGGGAACGAGGAGACACAAUAGGGCAUGGCUAUUUCCGGGGCAUCGGUCGUUUUGAGAUUCUGAUGUAAUUAGAUUUGAACAUUCUGCCCCUCUACUUUUUGAUUUGUAUAUACUAGGCAGUCGUUAGCAGCUCCUGACAAAUCCAGCGUUUCGUUCGUUGAUUUAUGUUUAAUCUGAGAGCAUUGAUUAGUUAACUAGUUGGUAGCUGCUGGAUGCAGUUAACCUGAACCCUGAACUGGGAGAAAAGCAAGCUGCUUGCUUAUGUUGCAGUUGCAAAAAAAUCAAGUUUUAUAUAUGAAAUGCAGAAGUCUUGUCGAUGGCCUUCAAUGGCUUCCAUUGCUCAGUUUA
This is a messenger RNA of Malus domestica (apple), 6427 nucleotides long. RefSeq names its product DNA-directed RNA polymerase V subunit 1-like. NCBI's taxonomy places the organism in Eukaryota, Viridiplantae, Streptophyta, Magnoliopsida, Rosales, Rosaceae. Gene Ontology annotation, biological process: DNA-templated transcription. The record is from RefSeq and is a predicted model, not a curated record. Gene Ontology annotation, molecular function: DNA binding. Gene Ontology annotation, cellular component: RNA polymerase II, core complex.